CUGCGGUGAAGGCGAUCAGAACCUAGGCUGCGUGCUAUAUAGCGCCCCUGAAAUCGACGCCCCUCGCAAUGAUCCCACAACACCCUCAACAAGCUCCUCCUGCGCUUUCAUCUACUAUACGAUUUGCGCACGCUCAAGCUCACUGCGUCUCUUCCACAUCCCUUGGCUUCGAUCUGCAAUCCUGAGCGGUAUCUCAUCGCUGUAUCCCGCCAUCUCCUCGUUGCACAUUUGAGCCUCUUGCGGCAUAUCGACGGUCUACCAAGCAGUCCCACUUUGCAGUCUCCACCAACAUGCCUGCUACACUCAAGCUGAUUGUCACAGCUAGCCUGGCCAUUGUGGCCACGUUGGCGUCUCUGACGCAGGUCCAAGCCGCUCCCUACGGCGUGCCUCUGCGAUUUGGCCACCAUUCUGGCCACGAAAUCGAGCAUCACGCCAAGCGUGACGUUGCUCUCGUCCAACGCGAGGAGACGACCGAGCUGGUUAAGAUCACCCCUACCAAGAGUGGCAGGCCGUCCGAGAUUGGCGCUAUUCAGUACACGAAAGCCUCAGCCAUCCAGAAUUGGCGAAGAGCAGUCAUUGGCGACAGCGUUCCAGCACGCAAAGAGGUACCAAGAAGCCUUGGCAGCCACAUCACUGCUCUGCUUUCUAGCAUGCGCCACGUCAGGCGUGGCUUGCAAGCACCAGAAGUCUUGGAGUCUCGCCGACUACAUGGAUCGGGUACUGAGGACCGGCAUGAAGCUCGAGAUGACCCCUUGGAGAACGUCGGAAGUCAAGUCGAUGCCUUGCAACGCCGUUCGACCGAUCAAGUCGAAGCUCAUGACUGAACACGACCGACCAUCACUGCGAUCUACAACCUAACCGUAUUCGCAUGGCCACCUUUCCGUCGCGUUGAAGGAGGAUCCGGCCUAAUCAACGAGAAAGCAGCAAGUACUUCGGCACGAGAUCAAUC
Ceraceosorus guamensis is the source of this 949-nucleotide messenger RNA. RefSeq lists its product as hypothetical. The record is from RefSeq and is a predicted model, not a curated record. Bases 291 to 824 code for a protein of 177 amino acids. The transcript is spliced from 2 exons. NCBI's taxonomy places the organism in Eukaryota, Fungi, Basidiomycota, Exobasidiomycetes, Ceraceosorales, Ceraceosoraceae.